AUGCCGCUUUCGCUGCCUGUAAUUUUUCUCCUACAGACACAUUUGAAGCCUACAGAGUUGCACGAGCUGGAAGAAAGUAUUCCAACUCUGACAUAUGAUGUCAAUGAAGCGGAAGUAGUGCUGGGCAAAGUCUCCCGCAAGCAGCGUGCUCAGUUUGAAUUGCGCCGUUUGAAGCUAGAGACGGAACCCGUCCGAAACGGUGCAACAGGGGAUGGAUUUGUCGAGAAUGAUGGAUUUGAUGGGCGGUACUCUAAGCGCCGGAAGCUAGAGUCGCCCAGGUCGAAUGUCGAAACAGACAGCUCUCUCGUGCGAGUCCUGAAUCUAUCAUGGCUCACGGAUUCUAUGGAGAAAGGUGAACUUUUGCCAAUGUCCGGUUAUAUUGUCUAUGAGGGAAGGAAAAGAGGACACAUCACAUCGAAACUCGUCAACGGCCAGACCGAUUCGGACAGCAGAACAACCAGUGAUAUCCUGGAGCGCGCCGCAGAUGACAAGACAGAGUUGGACAAUCAGUUGACUCCACGGCAAAAAGGAAAGAAGAACGCAGAGGGUGAUAAAAUAGGAGUUCGAGCCUAUUCGACAUCCAUAGCCUCAAUAGCGGCGUAUCCUUACCAGAUACAGAGCCCUCAAGAAGUCUCUCGCCUGCCUGGUUGCGGCAAUAAGAUUGCCGUACUCUAUCAAGAGUGGCAUACUUCGGGUCAAACUGAGGAGAUGCGAGCGUCUGAAGCGGACCCAAAAGUAGGCGUGCUGAGAACAUUUUACAACAUUUGGGGGGUAGGCGAUACAAAUGCAAGAGACUUCUAUCUAAAAGGAUGGCGGGACCUGGACGACAUUGUGGAAUAUGGUUGGCGAUCGCUCAGCCGUGUUCAACAGAUCGGAGUCAAGUACUAUGAGGAAUUUAAGAAGAAGAUUGAUCGCACAGAGGUCGCUAGAAUAGCCAAUGUCAUCAUGGACCAUGCGCAUCGAUUGGACUCAGGCUAUGAGAUGGUCAUUGUGGGUGGUUACCGGAGAGGGAGGGAAGAAAGUGGAGAUGUCGAUAUCAUCUUGACACACAGAGAUGAAUCUAAGACAUUGAAACUUGUCGAGAUGCUCGUUUUGAGUCUCGAGAAGGACAGCUACAUUACACACACGCUGAGCCUGUCAACAAGAAACAGCGAGCGAGGGCAAGUGCCGCUUCCGUGGAAAGGCGAAGGCAGCAGUUGGGGCACAGGAUUUGACACACUUGACAAGGCAAUGGUCGUCUGGCUGGAUCCAAAUGAUGCCGAUGCGCUGCACCGACGUGUCGAUAUUAUUGUAAGCCCGUGGAAGACGAUUGGAUGUGCCGUUCUGGGCUGGAGUGGCGAGACAACGUUUCAAAGAGACCUCCGACGAUACUGUAAGAAGGAAAUGGGGCUCAAAUUUGAUAGCAGUGGUAUUCGCAACAGAGCUGACGGCAGUUGGGUUGACUUGGAGCGCGGUAAUGCGAGUGCUGGUAACGCGGAGGAGGCCGAGAGACGAGUGUUUGAAGGUUUAAACAUUCCUUGGCGACCUCCAUGGGAGCGAUGCACGGGCUAG
Messenger RNA from Akanthomyces muscarius, 1551 nucleotides. RefSeq lists its product as uncharacterized. The record is from RefSeq and is a predicted model, not a curated record. Gene Ontology annotation, cellular component: nucleus. Gene Ontology annotation, biological process: double-strand break repair via nonhomologous end joining. Bases 1 to 1551 code for a protein of 516 amino acids. The transcript is spliced from 4 exons. Lineage: Eukaryota; Fungi; Ascomycota; Sordariomycetes; Hypocreales; Cordycipitaceae. Gene Ontology annotation, molecular function: DNA binding; DNA-directed DNA polymerase activity.